ACUGAUCUUCUGUUUGCAGCAUCCCAAGAGCAGCCUCUGUUGUGUGAAAUACAAGAAAAAGGGCAAGACAGCGGCAGUGAAUCCAAGGAAGCAACUCGAAGAACUGGAAGGGUGGAAUCUCUUGGGGGGUGGCAGCCAGGAUAGGGUUACUUUUGAUUUGUGGAGUUCAUCCUUAGAGCAAAUGGCUGUUGUGUCAGUGUAAACAGCCUGUGCAGUACCUGCAUUGCUGAAGGGGGAAGGAGAAGAGGAGGAGGCGGCACAGACACUGGAGCAAAUGUUACCUCUUCCUAUGAAUGUUUCCUGCUGUUAGGUAGCCCCAGUCCUGCUGCUGCUCACCUCUUAACAUGCAUGUUGUAUGUUGAGCUCAUAUGGAGGAAGAACCAUCAAUGCCUCAGCAGACAAUAAACCGAUGGCAGGAUGGCUGCAUUGACCAUGAGGCACGUUAGAAACUAAGCAACACGUCAACAUCCACACCAAAAUAAAGGGAAAAAGUUUGAGAAAAUUUGCUUGAGAAACCGACCAUGGCUGUGAACACUGCCAAGACGGCGUCAAGUUUUCUCUCGACAACAACCGCCACGGACCCGUUGCUCUCAACGAGCCUCGGACCCAGAGAAAACAUCACCUCAAGAACAUUUAUGACUGUUACCCUAACAACGACAGCAGCAACAACAAACGAGAGCAGCUUCAACGCCACCGCGGCUGCAGACGUGGUGAUUGAGGGCUCCGGUGUUGGAAUGCUGCUGGUGCCCUUCGGCAUCAUCACCCUCAUUGGCUUAGCGGUGGCAAUAAUGCUGUACAUUCGGAAACGGAAGCGGUUAGAGAAGCUGAGACAUCAGCUCAUGCCCAUGUACAACUUUGACCCGGCUGAAGAACAGGACGACCUGCUGGAACAGGAACUACUGGAUCACGGACGGGACGGCAGCCUCGCAGGUCCAAACGCCAAGACUCUCACAACCUCCCAGGGGACGACGCAGCGACCCAGUCGUCUGGUCUUCACAGAUGUUGCCAAAGCCCUCAAUGCUUAACGGCCCCUCUGCCCUGCCUGGUCAGCCCCAGCCUGCAGGAGAGCUGCAGACCACAUACCCAGACACAGACUGUCACUAACGAGGGGAAAACAAAGGGAAGCUAGACUUAAGCUGGAGGUCUGAUAAAUGUUGUCUUCACAACGUGUCAAGUGGUUGUAUCAAAGAAAAAACUCUGAGAACAAUGCAAAGGGUCAGUAAUGAUCUUGCACUAUUAUUAUUAUUAUUCACUGGGGCACAAAUUAAGUGUGGCACCCUUGUUUUUUUAAAAACUAUGCUCCGUCAUUGUUGAAAUAUUUAAUAGCUCGUCAGUUUCUUGCAUCUAUGUUUCUGUUUCAUACGAGGAAAUUGUGAAUCUGUUCUAGUGAUUUUGUGGUCUUACGCCUCGUAUGCUGGAUGUGUCGCCAUCCUCAAUCUGUUUUCCUCCCUAUUUGUCUUCUUUACAGACUGUGGAUUAAUAUCAUUUCCAUCUGUACACAUUAAAAAUAAAAAUCCAGAGGAGAAAAAA
Poecilia latipinna (sailfin molly) is the source of this 1530-nucleotide messenger RNA. RefSeq names its product chromosome unknown C3orf18 homolog (gene cunh3orf18). The record is from RefSeq and is a predicted model, not a curated record. The transcript has 5 exons. The coding region runs from base 522 to 1025 and encodes 167 amino acids. NCBI's taxonomy places the organism in Eukaryota, Metazoa, Chordata, Actinopteri, Cyprinodontiformes, Poeciliidae.